Vicia faba (fava bean) is the source of this 501-nucleotide messenger RNA. The record is from the annotation of a GenBank genome assembly. NCBI's taxonomy places the organism in Eukaryota, Viridiplantae, Streptophyta, Magnoliopsida, Fabales, Fabaceae.
AUGAAUAGUUUUGUUGUUGUUGAUGAUCAUGUCAAGUACAAAGAAGAUGAAGAACAACAAGAAUUGGAAUUGGAACAAGAACAACAAAAUGGUGUUCAUGAACAUGGUGUUCAUGUAGAGGAGAAUAGUGAGAUUCUUAAGAGGAGAAUCUCUAAUCAUCCACUUUAUGAGUUUCUUGUUGAAGCACACUUGGAUUGUUUGAAGGUUGGUGACAUUUCUAACUUGGAGAUAGAGAAAAAAGACAAGAAGAAAACAAUGAAGAAACAAAACUUGGAUAUGUUAAGCCAAUCUGAACUUGAUCUCUUCAUGGAAGCAUAUUGUUUGGCACUUAAUAAGCUAAAAGAAGCAAUGGAAGAACCACAACAGAAUUCAAUGGCUUUCAUAAACAACAUGCAUUCACAACUUAGGGAGCUAACUCAAGCAACCACACCUGCACCUACUGAAUCACCUGGUACUACAUCUUCAAGUGAAUGCACAUUCAGAAGAAACCCAACAAUUUAA